CUCGCGCACUACUGUGGCUCGCGAUCAGCUCAGAAAGUCCGUUACGAUCACGCGGAAUCAGGAUGUUUUUCCUAUUCAUACUGAGGAUUUCACGAUUCACACGGAAUUAAAGAGAGGCGAAGUCUGGGUCUGGACUUGCACUGGUUCAAAGAGACCUGCUGCUCCUCCCGUGAAACACCUUAAAUAACACGCGCUGAAGACCAGUGUGACUCCACAGGAGGAACAUCUCAGCACGCUCCGAUGAGGAUUUCAGUUCUUCAGGACCAUUAAUAUUCCCUCGAGCAUCUGAAUGUUUACUCCUCACCGUAUCCAGCAUGGCUGAAUCCAGGAUUAAACGGCCAGUGGAACAGCUCCAGGAAUUAUCCUCGCUGUGCUUUGGUUUUUCAUGGAGUAGCAGGAAGUGAGAUGGAAUUUCCUCCAUAUAAUCAUGACGAGAUGAUCUCCUCCUCAGACGUCUGCUGAAGAGUUUCAUAUGGCCGAGGGCUGUGGUGUUGUUUUCUAGUAUUUUACUGAUCGCUGCUGAUAUGCUCCAGACCAAUAACUACUCGCUGGUGCUGCUGAUCCAGCUGGCACUGCUGACCUUUGACCUGUUCGUCAACUCCUUCAGUGAGCUGCUGCGGGCCGCGCCGGUCAUACAGCUUGUGCUCUUCAUAAUCCAGGACAUCGGCAUCCUGUUUAACGUGAUCAUCAUUCUUCUGAUGAUGUUCAACACAUACGUGUUCCAGGUGGGGCUGGUGUCUCUGUUACUGGAGCGAUUCCGAGCACUGCUGAUACUGUCUGCUCUCUACCUGACUCUCAGCAUCUGCUUUCACUGCUGGGUCAUGAACCUGAGGUGGAUGGAGUCCAGUCGUUUUGUGUGGACGGAUGGGUUGCAGGUUCUCUUUGUGUUCCAGAGACUGGCUGCUGUGUUGUAUUACUACUUCUACAAACGCACAACCGAGUAUCUGGGAGACCCCAGACUUUACGAAGAUUCCCCGUGGCUCCGUGAUGCAUUUGCUAGAGCGCGACAGUGAAACGAAACGCCUGGAAACGAAUCCAAAAUGGAGCACGGGGGACGUUAACGUUGUGCUAUAACAACACACAACCAAAGCAUUUCAAGAAAAAGAACGGAUGGACUCUUUCAGAGCCCCACCACCUUAAAACAGACUUCUGGAUUGUAGGAAAGAGCCAAGAUGGCGACUGGAGAGAUCUCAUUUUGUGUUUUUAAUGACUGAGAAGCCCAACGAGAUAUAACAUCAUGAAACCUGACAUCUCAAUAUCUCUAAACACAUUUUAGUUCAAUAGUACAUGAUCUAACAGACGCUAAAAUGAUCAUAAAUUACUUCUUACAUGUUGGUUGUGUAGAAAUCUCAUUGUGUAAUGUAAAAUCUCUUUUUAUAUGGUUUUGGAUCAUUGCUUGAGCAGAGUUUGAUCGUGCAGUCGAACUAAGAGAGAUUUCGUUCACUUCGGUUUGCCUUUGAAACGACGAGUGGAAUUUGGUCUCAAGGAAUCGUGUGAAUUUUUAUAUAUUGUGCCCAUUUUUAUUAACAUUUGGUUUGUAAUAUUCUCUUAAACAUCCUCCAAGUGAUGCACAUUUGGUAUAUUUUCAGUAAAUUGUCGACUGAGCAUCAAAGUGCCUCACUGUUCACCCAACACUUCACUAAGUGAGUGAACAGCAGAGCGUCAGUGCACUUGUUAUGCUGAAAUCCAGAUCCUAUUUUUCUGUUAUUCAUGUUGUACCAGUAAACAUUUUCCAUUGUCCUGAA
This is a messenger RNA of Carassius carassius (crucian carp), 1745 nucleotides long. RefSeq names its product transmembrane protein 138 (gene tmem138). Lineage: Eukaryota; Metazoa; Chordata; Actinopteri; Cypriniformes; Cyprinidae. Gene Ontology annotation, cellular component: cilium. Bases 525 to 1013 code for a protein of 162 amino acids. The transcript is spliced from 6 exons. The record is from RefSeq and is a predicted model, not a curated record.